Messenger RNA from Anguilla rostrata (American eel), 2153 nucleotides. It is a transcript of the gene pink1, whose product is annotated as PTEN induced kinase 1. Gene Ontology annotation, cellular component: mitochondrion. Lineage: Eukaryota; Metazoa; Chordata; Actinopteri; Anguilliformes; Anguillidae. Bases 145 to 1869 code for a protein of 574 amino acids. Gene Ontology annotation, molecular function: protein serine/threonine kinase activity; ATP binding. Gene Ontology annotation, biological process: regulation of apoptotic process; autophagy of mitochondrion; protein phosphorylation. The record is from RefSeq and is a predicted model, not a curated record. The transcript has 8 exons.
AGGCAUUACGUCACACGUUUAGAGGCAUGCUCUGUGGGUGGACUUGUUUACGUUUCGUCCUUGUAUGCUGUGAGUUAGGACUGGUAGCUGAAGAGAUCACAUUUGGGAAAAAGUCCCAAGGUGGACAGUUUCUAAUCUAAAACCAUGUCGGUGAAACAUGCGAUUAGUCGGGGGUUAGAAAUUGGGAGGUCGGUAUUUCAGCUCGGUCUUUUGAAACCCGCUGCCCGAGUUGCAGCAAAGUUCCGAGGUGAGCGCCUUCGCGUAGGCCACCCGGCCCGCAGGGUUCAGCCUCAGACUUUCCUGCCUUCUCGCUAUCGGUAUUACCGCAUGUCUCUGAGCGGCUUGGCCGCUCAGCUACAGUCCCUUGGUUUCAGGAGACUCGCAGGCGGCGGCUCCCCCAGGAACAGGACCGUGUUUCUUGCAUUCGGUCUUGGUUUAGGAUUGAUCGAGCAGCAGCUGGAAGAUGACAGGAGGAGUGCCGCGACAUGUCAAGAAAUUCAGGCCGUCUUCAGGAAGAGGAAGUUCCAGAACCCGCUCAAACCCUUCACCCUGGGCUACAGACUGGAGGACUAUGUGAUGGGGAAACAGAUCGGGAAGGGCUGUAACGCCGCCGUGUACGAGGCCGCACCCCAGUUCGCCGUUCCCCGGGAGACCCGAGAGUGUUCGCUCGUUGAGCUCGGGUCCGGAGGGGAUGACGGGCAGGGAGGGGGCGGGGCUCCGCGGUCCCGCUCCGUGCUCAGCUGCCCACUGGCCGUCAAGAUGAUGUGGAACAUCGGGGCCGGUUCGUCGAGCGAAGCUAUCCUGAGCUCCAUGUCACAGGAGCUGGUCCCUGCAGGGCCUCUCGCUCUGAAAGAGGAGAAAACCACGGUCGCCCUCCACGGGCAUUUCGGCGUUGCGCCCAGGAGGGUCUCCGCCCACCCCAACGUGGUGAGGGUGUACAGGGCCUUCACGGCCGAGGUGCCCCUGCUGCCCGGAGCUCGGGAGGAGUACCCCGCCGUCCUGCCCCCCAGACUGAACCCCGCCGGCCUGGGCAACAACCGCACCCUCUUCCUGGUCAUGAAGAACUACCCGUGGAACCUGCGGGAGUAUCUGCAGGUGGCUCUGCCCACCCAUAGGCAGGGCUCUCUCAUGGUCCUGCAGCUGCUGGAGGGGGUGGGCCACUUGUGCAAGCAGGGCAUCGCCCACCGGGACCUCAAAUCUGACAACGUGCUGGUGGAGUUCGACUCAGGAGGCUGCCCCCGCUUGGUGAUCGCGGAUUUCGGCUGCUGCCUGGCGGAGCGGGAUGGCGACCUGCGGCUGCCCUUCAGCAGCCGCUGUGUGAACAGGGGGGGGAACGCCUGUCUCAUGGCGCCGGAGGUGUCAACCGCGGUUCCUGGGCCGGGCGCGGUGAUCGACUACAGCAAGGCCGACGCGUGGGCGGUCGGCGCCGUGUCCUUCGAGAUUUUCGGGCGGCCCAACCCGUUCUACGGGCCGGAGGGGCUGGACAGCAGGGGCUACCAGGAGAAGCAGCUGCCCCCGCUGCCCGCCCGCGCGCCCGCCGACACGCGCCUGGUGGCGGAGCUGCUCCUGCGCCGGGACCCCGCCAAGCGCCCCAGUGCCCGUGUAGCUGCCAACAUUCUGCACCUCAGCCUCUGGGGCGGGCGAGUCCUGGCCAAUCAGGACAGGGCCAGCGUGAAGAGCAUUGCCGAUUGGCUGCUGUGCCAGUCUGCUGUGGUGCUGCUGAGGGGGAGGGGCCCUGUCACCAGCACCGUGGAGGCGGAGCUACAGAGGUGCUUCCUGGCCAACCUGGAUCUGGAAGACCUCCACGCUGCCAUGGGAUUCCUCCUCUUUGGACGUGAGCAGCAGAGACAGGGAGUUCUGGCGAAUUAGGCUUUCACAAAGUCUAAAAUUGCACAUUUAAGGUUGAGUUUGAGACUGAAUAUGGUUACCUGUGGAAACCUUACUCUGGCUAUAGGAAACAUGAGGCAGAAUUCAAAUUUUGGGGUUCUUAUAAGCACCUUUUGUAGUUGUUUGCACUUUCCUACUGCCAAGCCUAAGGGAUUACUUGGUAUAAUUGUGUGUAUUUGUGAAAACUACCCAAAAUGUAAACCUCCCUCUAAUCCUCCAUGUUUAAACAGAGCUUGAGAUUGUAAUAAAUAUUUUACUGAAUACUA